AGUGACCAUGACCUUCCUUUUUUUAGUCAUGUACAAUCAUGUAGACUAGACAGACGGAUGAUCGCGAGAUGUAGGAGUAGAGAAAAAAUCACUUCGUUAAGCGCCCCAUCUUCUGUUUACGUUGAGAGAGAGAAGUCAUGCGUUAGCCGCUAGCUAGCAGCGCUUCAUCUCAUCUAACGUUACUCCAGCGGUGCACAGCUGAAGUAAAGUUUUUAGCACAGUCAGGUUGAGAGGGAACAAUGGUGAAGUAUUUCAGCUGUGCAGGCUUUCUGAAGAGCUCAUGGGACCAAGUGUUUUUGGCAUUCUGGCAGAGAUACCCCAACCCCUACAGUAAUCAUGUUUUAACUGAAGACAUCAUAUUUCGGGAAGUCACUCCAGACAACUGUCUGAUGUCCAGACGUCUCCUGACCAAAACAAGCAGAGCUCCUCGCUGGGCGGAGAAGUUUCUGCCUGCUCACAUGGCACAGAAGGCUUACAUCAUUGAGGACUCUGUAGUGGAUCCUCAGGGCAGGACCAUGACCACUUUCACCUGGAACAUCAGCCACGCUCGUGUGAUGAGUUUUGAAGAACAUUGUGUGUACAGAGUGAACCCCGACAACAACAGUUGGACUGAGAUCAAGAGAGAGGCCUGGAUUUCCUCCAACCUGUACGGCCUCUCUAGAGCUAUUCAGGAAUUUGGUCUUGCCCGGUUUAAGAGCAACGUUACAAAGACCAUGAAAGGUUUUGAGUAUGUCCUGGCCAAGAUGCAAGGUGAACUGCCCACACGAACGCUGGCAGAAACCGCAACUGUGAAGGCACGUGAAACCGCAUUCGCUGCCAAAGAGAAGGCUAAAGAUUUAGCCUCUCAAGCUCAAAAGAAGCAGUAUGUAUGAUGAGCGCACACGCCUGGAGGUGACGCGGUAUCCGGACUCUCCCAGCACUUCUGAAAAGGGCCGUGCCAUUCCAUCACACUGGGCACACAUGUGGAUGUGAGAUGCAUUAAGCCAGGAACUGAGAUGAUCAGAUCGUGCCUGUCAGUAAAGCCCAUGUGCACUUCGACUGACAACUUAAUUUAAUACAGCAACAUCCUCCACCUGCUCCUGAUUAUACAUGAGAUGUUUGCAUUUUUUUGAUUGCUAAAUUAAUUUAAUUUAUCUGAUUUUGCUGAUGUAUUUCAAACUCUGAAUCUUCAUAUUCACACUUGCUGAGGUCUGUAAUCUGCCUUGUUUAGCAAUGUGAUUAGUUGCUUCAAAUUGAAGUUCUAUUUGCAUUGAUGGGUCCACAGUUCCAGCAGUCAUUGCCAGCGUGAGAGCAUAUGCUAGGAAGUAUUGCACCGGAUGGACGGUAAUGUCUGAUUACAAGUGUGAAAGUUGUCAAAACAUGUCAGAUGUUGAGUGUCUGAGAAGAAACGCAUUUGUUUAAUGAAACGAUAAGAUAGCUUGCAUAAUGUUUUAUAGCUCUUAAUUGUUUGUGAUCAGUAGGUAUUACCAAUAAAUAUUUACUAUCUA
Molecule: messenger RNA, 1487 nt
Organism: Cyprinus carpio (common carp)
Lineage: Eukaryota; Metazoa; Chordata; Actinopteri; Cypriniformes; Cyprinidae
Product: PRELI domain-containing protein 1, mitochondrial-like
Biological process (GO): phospholipid transport
Cellular component (GO): mitochondrial intermembrane space
Molecular function (GO): phosphatidic acid transfer activity
Source: RefSeq, a predicted model, not a curated record